This is a messenger RNA of Thalassophryne amazonica, 3944 nucleotides long. RefSeq names its product pyridoxal-dependent decarboxylase domain containing 1 (gene pdxdc1). The record is from RefSeq and is a predicted model, not a curated record. Lineage: Eukaryota; Metazoa; Chordata; Actinopteri; Batrachoidiformes; Batrachoididae. Gene Ontology annotation, cellular component: intracellular membrane-bounded organelle. Gene Ontology annotation, biological process: carboxylic acid metabolic process. Gene Ontology annotation, molecular function: pyridoxal phosphate binding; carbon-carbon lyase activity. The transcript is spliced from 24 exons. The coding region runs from base 270 to 2504 and encodes 744 amino acids.
UGUACUACUAACACAGCAGCGGGACAACAGUUAACAGCAUAGAAAGUGCAGUCGGUGUGUGCGUGGCUGAGACGAUGACGUCACGCUGCCAACGUGGAACGUACGUACGUCCCGGACCCGGAAGUAAACAGUUUGUGUUGGAGCCGGAAUUUUCCGAAGCUUUUACUUCAUUUCAAAGCUCGGCUUCGGUUUUUUUCCUCGAGCUUUCUUCAUUUCCACGACAGACGCUGCAAGUUGUGUGUGUUUAAGCACACACACACACAGGGUAGAUGAUGGUUGAUGCCAUGCUGGCUCAAGUAGGCAAGAAUCUGUGUGAAGCUGUGAAGAUUCUAGAAGAGGAGCAGAGAGAGUCUGAUUUGCUGACAGAAAGGCAGCGCCUCUGUAAAAGCAGCAUCCCUGGACCCCUGCAGGGAGAUGGACACGAUGUUGCUGCGAUACUCCACAUAUUUGUCAGCCUUCUUCAUGAGGAGGAACAGGGCAUGUCGGGUCAGUGGACACAGAAUGUGGCUGAACAGGGUCACAUGGCGUUGCUGGGUCACAGCCUGUCAGCGUGCGUCUCCGUGUUAGACCGUGAGCGACUGCGAAAGCUGACCACUCGCAUCAUGUCUGACACCACGGUGUGGCUCUGCAGACUCUUCAGGUAUGACAAUGGUUCAGCCUACUUCCAUGAGGAUGACCGAGAUGGUCUGGUGAAAGUAUGUCGGCUGGUGAUCCAUACCCGGUACGAGGAGUACGCCUCUGAGGGCUACGCGGUUUUUGGCUAUAAACAGCCAAUCAUCUACCAGAGUGCCUCCUGCAGGCCUGGUCUGGGACAGCAUCUCUGCAGUGAGCUUGGCCUUCCUCUCUCCAGUUUGUGCACAGUACCCUGCAACACCAUCUUUGGAUCCCAACACCAAAUGGAUGUUGCCUUGUUGGAGAAACUCAUCAUUGAGGACAUAGUAGCUGGGAAGCUUCCAUUGCUGUUGAUAGCCAACGCAGGUACCCAUUGGGCAGGCCACACAGACAAGCUGGGUCGUCUAAAGGACUUAUGUGAUCAGUACAGUAUAUGGCUCCAUGUUGAAGGGGUCAACUUGGCGAUGCUGACACUGGGUCAGAUUCCUUCUACUCUCACGGCUGCCACGAGAAGUGACAGUAUGACCUUGACUCCAGGUUUGUGGCUUGGAUUGCCUGCUGUAACUGCCGUCACUCUCUAUAGACAUGAGGACCCAGCACUGUCACUGGCAGCAGGUUUGACGUCCAGCCAGCCGGUGGAAAAGCUGCGAGCUCUGCCUCUCUGGCUCUCACUGCAGUACCUGGGCCACAGCAGGAUCGUGGAGACGAUCACACUGGCUAAAAUUCUGAGUCAGCAUCUCCUUGAGAAGCUAAAAACACUGCCCUUCAUCAAGAUAUUGGUGGAGGAUGAGCUCAGCUGUCCUGUGGUGCUGUUCAGGUUUUCUGCAGAAAUUAGCUCUGCAUCCAAUGAAGCUUCAGUACUUGGUCACUGCUCUGUGGAAAAAGAAGUACUUGAUACCUUCAACAGAUGGCUCGGGGAACAUUUGGCUCACCUGGUUCCCACCAGCGGAGUAGAUGUCAUAGAACUUGAGGAUGAUGGGACCUUCAUUCGUUUCAGCCCUCUCCUGACUGCUGCAGUCCUGGGGACUACUCAAGAGGAUGUUGAGAACCUGGUGCAGAGGUUGUCAGCGUUAGAGCCUAUGUUGAGUUCCACCAUGAUGCUCAGGCAGAACUUCAGAGAGGAGGUCUACCGACACUCUCCUUCUCUCAGAUACAUAGAGGACCUCUGCUGGCCUGGCCUGGGUGCCUUUCGGUACAAGCCACUGGCUGCUCAAAUGGAUGAGGCCAGGGGAGAGCAGGACCAGGAGAACAUUUUCUCUGAGCUGCUGACGCAACUUCAAGACCUUGACACUGAUAUCAGCUUCUCCACAGGCCCUGAGUUUGGAACAGAGAAGCACUGCAUAUAUGUGGGAAUGGUAACAGGUGGCACCGAUGUUUGUGAGCUGGUGGAAACAAUAGUGACUACGGGGAGGGCCGUAGAGGAGAGUGGAAGGGUUUUGGAGAACAUGACAGAGGCUGUGAGGAAGGGCAUCAUGGAGGCGGAGCUACAGCUGCAACUGGCCAAUGAAGAGAAACUCAAGGAAGAGGGAAUGCUGAGACAACUUCCUCUGGUUGGCUCUGUACUGAACUGGUUCUCUCCCAUUCAUGGCUCCAUAAAUGGCAGGACCUUUAAUCUGGUGGCAGGUUGCCUGGAUUCGACAGAAGUGACUUACUCCACCAAGAGCCAGACAAGCAAACCUUCCCUACCAGAUACACCCACCUCCUCAUCAAAGAGACGGCCAGGUCAGAAGUUAUUUCAGCGUUCAGAUGUGGAGUCUCUUUCCUCCAGUGAAAUUAGUUCCACUGGAGAAGCUACAGAGAUGCCCACAGAGCAGAGUGGACCACCAGCCGACUCCAGCCUUCCUCUUGUGGUGAGCCAUGAAGAUGUGCUCCGAGCUGAAAGUGACCUUUGAGGAUAGCAGAUGCAGAUUUUCUUCCGGCCCCCCUUUAAGCAGCGGUCAUACGUUUAUGAUUUGGGCCAGGAGUUGGGCCAGUCUACUCUACGUGACUUGAGGUUGCCCCCAGUGUGUACAGUGGAUGCAGACCUCCAUGCGAGACUGACAAAAGAUGUCACAGUAAAUAACGAUGUAGCCAAGAGUGUUAUCUCAAAUUGACAUGAGAUGGCAUGAGUUCUCCAAGACUUCCUCCGGAAUAUCCAGGAGCUUGGAUAUACCACAGAUAUGUUGACCAGGGUUUGGUUUCAGGUUUGUGAUUCUGCAUACUGUAUCUUCCCAGUCCACCCAGCUGCACAUGGGUACACGCUUUGGCUGGAAAAGUAACCUGUGAUGGAAUGUCACGUCAUCCAGGGGUAGUCAUACUCUCAUUCACUUCACACUGUGGAAUCUUGGAAUAAGCACUGGCACCAGUGGAUCCAGAGGCCUUUGGCAUCCUGAGGAUUAGUGUGAGUGCACUACUGUCAGAGGAAAGAGGAAAAAACGAAUAGUUUGCCCUCAGGUACACAUUCUCUAAUAAAUAAAUAUCAUCUUCUUAUGACAUAAUUUGUAUUUUCUCUACAAUAUUAAAAAUAUUGCCAGUCUUAUAAUAUUACUAAUAUAUGACAAUAUUUCUCUACAGUAUAAUUAGGGAAUAACCCUGUUGUGUCUGAUGGUUUCCAGACGUUCAUGCUGGUUAUACGUUUGCAAAUAGAGUUUUACGUAAAAAAUAGUUUUACAUAGUCAAAGUUAAUCUGUCGGUCUGUUGCUGCUCUUUUCACAUUCACCAAUCACUAACUAGCUGCAGUACUCAGCUGUGUGAGCGAUGGCGAGUGAUUGGAGCGCUGGAUGGAAAGCCUGUUUUCAUCCCACCAGGUGACCAUUAUUUAAUUCACUAACCUAAUUUUCAAUCAAUUUAUAUAAAUUUGAACUAUGUUUGGGAUAAUUGUGGCCAUUACAGAUAGGUCUGCCCUGACUUGACACCCCAUGACUUGAUACCCCGUGACUUGAUACCCAUGACUUAGCACCCCGUGACUUGAUACCCAUGACUUAGCACCCCGUGACUUGAUACCCCGUGACUUGAUACCCAGUGACUUGAUACGCCAUGACUUGACACCCCGUGACUUGACACCCCGUGAGUUGAUACCCAUGACUUAGCACCCUGUGUCUUGAUACUCCAUGACUUGACACCCUGUGACUUGAUACCCAUGACUUAGCACCCCGUGUCUUGAUACUCCAUGACUUGAUACCCAGUGUCUUGAUACUCCAUGACUUGACACCCCGUGACUUGAUACCCAUGACUUAGCACCCUGUGUCUUGAUACUCCAUGACUUGACACCCCGUGACUUGAUACCCAUGACUUAGCACCCUGUGUCUUGAUACUCCAUGACUUGACACCCCGUGACUUGAUACCCAUGACUU